AUGUCCACGGGAAACCCCACCCACGUGGCGGAAUUACCCAGCACCCCCGAACGGAUUGAGCAACGUGCCCCUCUCCCGGAAUACAAGCCUGCCUACAAGCCAAAGUCUUACUCACCAAAGCCAUCGUACCCAGCUCCAAGCUACGACCCCAAGCCUUCCUACAGCAACAAGCGUCCAACCUACCAUGAGAAACCCUACGAAGCCCAAGAAGACUACGGUGCACCUGAUUACCGAUACGCUUACCACGUCCAAGACGAAUACUCCGGAAAUUACUAUUCCGCAGAAGAGAACCGAGACGGCUACCAAACGCAAGGUUCUUACGUGGUGCGUCUCCCCGACUCCCGAGUCCAGAAGGUCAGUUACACUGCUGACGACUAUGGAUUCAAAGCCGAUGUCAAGUACGAAGGUGAGCCGGUCUACGAGCAUUACGAGAAGCCCAAAUACGAGCCAAAGCCUAAAUACGAGCCCAAGCCCAAAUACGAUGCCUACGAGCACCCUCAAACCGUUAUCUUGCUCUCGGUCCCUCUGCUGAUCUACAUCCGCAUCUUCAUCGUCAUGUUACAAUAUCGAUGCGUUCUGCUGGGUAUGCUCUGUGCUUUGAGCAUGGGGCACCCGGAUAAGCGGCCCGAGCCGAAAGGGCCGCCUGUUUACGUUCCCCGGCCACCCAUCCCGGUUGCUUACCAGCCAGGUCCUCCAAAUUACUCCGAGCCACCAAAAGGCUAUGGCCUCAAGCCCAAUAUCAAGGACGAUCCAUACCACAACGAGCCCGUGAGCUACCAGUACGGCUUCAAGGUGGAAGACGACUACGAAGGCACCAAAUUCAGCAAGCAGGAGAACCGCGACGGCUACGAGCUGAUCGGCGAGUACGUGGUGGACCUCCCCGACACCCGCCGCCAGAUCGUGAGAUACCGGGCUCACCCCGAGCUGGGAUUCGUGGCGGACGUCCAGUACGAGGGAACUCCCGUCUACCCGCCCGAUCCCCCACCAAAGAAGGAGAAGCCGGUUUACAAGCCCGUCUACGAGGAGCCUCGGUAUGCCCCGCGUCCGGCCGUUCAGUAUCAGCCGGCAGCCGACACCCCGCAGGUCUAUUAUGCGGCCGUGCCCAGAUACCAGAGAUCCGAACAAGUCCGCACUUAUAAUGCUUGA
This is a messenger RNA of Darwinula stevensoni, 1146 nucleotides long. Lineage: Eukaryota; Metazoa; Arthropoda; Ostracoda; Podocopida; Darwinulidae. The record is from the annotation of a GenBank genome assembly.